This is a messenger RNA of Apus apus (common swift), 1281 nucleotides long. It is a transcript of the gene ARTN, whose product is annotated as artemin. Gene Ontology annotation, molecular function: growth factor activity; glial cell-derived neurotrophic factor receptor binding; receptor tyrosine kinase binding. The transcript is spliced from 4 exons. NCBI's taxonomy places the organism in Eukaryota, Metazoa, Chordata, Aves, Apodiformes, Apodidae. The record is from RefSeq and is a predicted model, not a curated record. The coding region runs from base 1 to 744 and encodes 247 amino acids.
AUGCGGGGCGGUGGCGGCCCGAGGGAUGGUCCCCGCCGCAGGCACGCCAGCAUGGAGCAGCGAGCAGGGCCACCAGAGCUGAGACCUGCAGGACCCACCACGUACCCACAGCCUAAGGAGGGAACACUGUGGGGGCUUCUUGCCAUCUUCUCACUGCUGGCUGGACUGGCUGCAGGCAACCUGCGAAUCCCGCAUGGCAACGAGACGCUGGAGGCAGCCCCCACACCACGGGGCAUGGCCACCACCAGCCUGGCUGUAGAGGAUAGUGUGGAGGUACCACUCGCUGCUGCCUGGAGUCAGAUAUAUGGGGACAACGCAACAACAGGUGGCCCGGGCACUGCGGAUCUGGCAGAGGACCUACUGCUGCGUGCCGAGCGCUCACCGCCAGGUACUGGUAAAGCCAAGAAGGGGACACGGAAACCAUCACGGGGGGCCCGCGGGCGCAACUGCCACAUCCGCAACCUGAUGGUGAAGGUGCGUGACCUGGGCCUGGGCUUCAACUCAGAUGAGAUUGUGCUCUUCAAGUACUGCAGUGGGUCCUGCCACCGGUCACGCAGCAAUUAUGACCUGACGUUGGGCAGCCUGCUGCGGCAGCAGCUCAUCACCCCAGGACCCCAGGAGCGAGUCCUCAGCCACCCUUGCUGCCGGCCCACGCGCUAUGAGGCUGUCUCCUUCAUGGAUGUGCAGAACACGUGGCAGACGGUGGAGAAGCUCUCAGCAGCCGAGUGCAGCUGCAUUGGCUGAGGAGGGAGCUGCCAGCUCGGCCCGGCUUGAUGCAUGCUGGAGAUCCCAGCUCAUGGUGCACAGCAGAGCCGAUGCUCGAAGGAUGAAUCUGGCGGAGGCGGGUGCCCCUGGUCUUAUGUGGCCAUGAGGGACCAAGGCAAGAUGGAGCCAUGAUGGGGGUUGGGUGGCUGAGACCCCUCCUGCUCAGUGCCAAGCAGCUGGUGCCACCAGCAACAUGGGGUUCUACCUGGGUGCAAUCCCAGCUUAGCCUUGUGAGAGGAGCUGAAAGGGUUAGAGCAUCCCUGCUGCUCGCAUGGCUCUGCCAGCCUAGUGCCCACCAGCAGCGCCCAGCUCACCUGCACCCUGUCUGGAGUGGUUAGUGCUCCUGCACCCCUGCUUUAGGGAGCUGGGGCCAAGCAUUGCCCAAGUUUCAGAGGGGGACAGAAAGGGUGCAAAACCUCCCUGUCUCCACAGGAACCCUGGGGCUGGCGGUGGCUGGAGCUGCCCUGCAGGGAGGGGGUGUCUCUGAGGACAGGGGUGCAGCAGGGCCAGACCGUU